AUGCGAUUACCGAGGCUAAAACUUUGGUCUCAAUGUCGGCACAUUGCUUCGAGGACAGAUGUUACAAAAUUGAGGAACAUUGGUAUUAUAGCACAUAUUGAUGCUGGUAAGACAACCACUACCGAACGAAUGCUUUAUUUCAGCGGAAAAACAAAGCGCAUAGGUAACGUCGACGAGGGGGAUACAGUUACGGACUUCUUACCUCAGGAAAGAUCGAGAGGGAUUACCAUUCAAAGCGCCGCUAUUACUUUUAAUUGGCAAAACUCGUUCGGUAUUAACUUAAUUGAUACGCCAGGUCAUGCUGAUUUUACCUUUGAAGUUAUACGAUCACUCAAGGUAUUGGAUGGAUGUGUGACAAUACUGGAUGCUGUUGCCGGAGUUGAGGCACAAACAGAAAAGGUGUGGAGUCAGGCAAAAGGCAUUCCAAAAAUUUGCUUCAUCAAUAAAAUGGAUCGUGUGGGCGCGGGUUUCAGUAGGACAGUGAAAGAACUUAUAGUAAAAAUGAAUACAAGGGUUUUACUGAUAAACAUUCCCGUAUUUUCUCAGCCUGGUCCCACAAUGGAGCCUAUCUUUGAAGGUGUACUUGACGUUGUCAACAAAACAGUUCUUAGAUGGACUGCCACUGAUGUUAACCUUGUUAAUAUAGAGGAUGUUACGAGUGACUCUCCUCAUUGGAACGAACUCGUUAAACUCAGAGAGUCUCUGAUUGAAACCUUGAGCGAAUAUGAUGAAGAUCUGGUUGAGUACUUUCUUGAAACUGCAAACGGCGAUUAUAUGGCAAUUCCAGCAAAAAAAAUUGACCACUCUGUCCGGAAAUGCUCCCUAGCGAAUUUUGCUACUCCAGUAUUGUGUGGCGCUUCGUUCCGCAACAUUGGCGUUCAGCCAUUGUUGGAUGCUGUUAUCAAAUACCUCCCCUCACCAGUUGAAGCAAGACUGCCAGAUUUCAAUCACAAUCUUCCUGUCGAAGUUUCAAACAAAAAAGGCGUUGUUGUGAACAAAAACCACAACCUCUGCGUUGCUCAAGCUUUCAAAGUUAUCACAGAUCCAAUCAGAGGGAUUAUGGUGUACGUCAGAGUAUAUACUGGUGUUCUCAACAGUGGAUUCGCAAUUUUCAAUUCAACUACAGGAGCCAAAUUUAAGGUUGGGAAGCUGGUCAUUAUGCAUGCAAACGUUGCAGAGGAAGUCAAACAGUUGAACGCUGGGGAAAUAGGUGUCCUCACCGGAUCAACGGUAUCAGAAAAUGUCAGGACAGGAGACACAAUCAUAGCGCAUAACAUGAAAAGAGACGGUCUACGAUCACUCAACAAGGAGAAGGAACUAAGUCUGAAAAUAAAUCCUAUCAUCACCCCUCCUCCUGUAUUUAGUGCUGCUAUUGAACCAAGAACUUUAGGAAAUAGGAAGGCAAUGGAAGAGUCUAUAAAUGCACUUAUUCGGGAAGACCCAAGCUUGCGCGUGAGUGUUGACGAAGAAAGCGGACAAACGCUCUUAAGCGGCAUGGGCGAGCUCCAUCUUGAGAUAGCGAAAGAUAGGCUCUUGAAUGAAUUAAACGCAGAUGUCGAAGUUGGAAAAGUUGUGGUUUCUUACAACGAGACCUUAAAUGUCUCUUCUCCUUUGCAAGAACAUAAGUCAGAAGACGGCUACCACUUCGGUAUCCAAGUUGAGCCUUUGGAAGUUGCGACUGAGACUAGAAACGAAAACGAAGAGUGGCACUACCUUUCAAAUGACAACAAUUACCUCGUAAUGGAGAAGGGUGCACAUAGGCUGAAGGAAUCGAACUGGCCUUACCAGAUUCCCUACGAUUCUAUUGUUAAUGCCAUUUUGUCAAGCUGUCUCGUCGCCUUCCAGCGUGGUGGCAAGAGGGCUCGUUUCCCGCUCCAUUCUUGUGUCGUUCGUGUCAAAAGUGACUGGAGCAUACCUCCAGACCUGAACUCAGUUACCCCAAUACUAAAGAUAUCAAAAUCUAUGAUUUUGGAGGGUUUAGACAAAAUUGCAGAUAGAGACUACUCCAUUUUGGAACCAAUAAUGAAUAUAACAGUCACUGUCAAGCAACAAGAUAUGGGUCAAGUCUUACAAGAUCUGACAGGUGCCUGUAAGGCUAAUAUUUUAUCUAUCGAGGACGAGCAUGAUGUGAGUAGCGAAGAGAAUUUUGAUCUAACCUUUCAAAAGAUUGCCGAAGAACAAUAUUUACCUUCGGACAAUACUAUGGAUAAAGCCAAUAUAUCUAGCGGUUCAAGCAUCAACAAGAUUAUCAAAGCUCUAGUUCCAGUCGGAGAAAUGGUUUCCUAUACGAGCAAGCUCAGAAGCCUUACACAGGGAAGGGGCAGCUAUCACAUGGAAUAUUCUGGAAUGGAAAAGGUAACUGGCGACCGGCUUCCAAUGAUUUUAGAGAACUACUAA
Molecule: messenger RNA, 2397 nt
Organism: Lachancea thermotolerans CBS 6340
Lineage: Eukaryota; Fungi; Ascomycota; Saccharomycetes; Saccharomycetales; Saccharomycetaceae
Gene: MEF2
Product: mitochondrial elongation factor MEF2
Exons: 1
Coding region: 1-2397 (798 amino acids)
Biological process (GO): mitochondrial translation; ribosome disassembly
Cellular component (GO): mitochondrion
Molecular function (GO): GTPase activity; GTP binding
Source: RefSeq, a predicted model, not a curated record